Durio zibethinus is the source of this 2102-nucleotide messenger RNA. Lineage: Eukaryota; Viridiplantae; Streptophyta; Magnoliopsida; Malvales; Malvaceae. The record is from RefSeq and is a predicted model, not a curated record.
CCCCUCUUCCCCCUUCUUCACCACACGCACUACAAUUCACCCACGCCUUAACUCGCUGGCGACUCAGUUCCUGGCGACUCGCUUUGACAAAUUCUUUUAAAUUUCUCCUCUUUUUAUCUUUCGAAGUUGGAAGAGCGAUGGGGUCGGAGCUGAUAUACAGAGGCCAUGAGGCUCCUUCUGCUUCGGAUUCGUAUUCGCCCAAACCUGUUAAACCAUGGGCCUCCGUCACCCGCCCGAUUCGUUACAUGCUCCGAGAACAGCGCCUCCUUUUCGUCCUUGUCGGCAUUGCGAUAGCCACUCUGAUUUUCACCAUCUUCCCAUCCUCACGUGCUCCGCACUUUCCCCACCACCACUUGACCACCGCGAUCGCGGAUUCCAUUACCUACUUUCCCAUCGAGACCCAGACCAAGUACUCCUACCCGCACCCCCUGGGGUUUGGUUCAGACAACCCGACCGGUAAGAUCCCGUUGGGGCUAAAGCGGAAGGGUUUGAGAAUCGUUGUAACGGGUGGAGCCGGGUUCGUGGGGUCACACCUCGUGGACCGUCUUAUAGCGAGAGGAGACAGCGUGAUCGUCGUCGAUAACUUCUUCACCGGAAGGAAAGAGAAUGUCAUGCAUCAUUUCGGGAACCCCAACUUCGAGCUUAUCCGACACGACGUGGUCGAACCUUUGCUCUUGGAAGUUGACCAGAUCUAUCAUCUCGCUUGCCCCGCUUCUCCAGUUCAUUACAAAUUCAACCCCGUCAAAACUAUCAAGACGAAUGUGGUCGGGACAUUGAACAUGUUAGGGCUGGCGAAAAGAGUAGGUGCCAGGUUCUUAUUGACCAGUACCAGCGAAGUGUACGGAGAUCCUCUGCAACACCCUCAGAAGGAAACUUACUGGGGCAACGUUAAUCCCAUCGGUGUCCGAAGCUGUUACGAUGAGGGAAAGCGUACUGCUGAAACAUUGACCAUGGACUAUCACAGAGGAGCUGGAGUUGAGGUUAGGAUUGCCAGAAUUUUCAAUACUUAUGGACCUCGAAUGUGUAUCGAUGAUGGUCGUGUCGUUAGCAAUUUUGUUGCUCAGGCUUUAAGGAAGGAGCCUUUGACUGUGUAUGGUGAUGGGAAGCAAACAAGGAGUUUCCAAUAUGUUUCAGAUCUGGUGGAGGGUCUCAUGCGCUUGAUGGAAGGAGAACAUGUUGGGCCUUUUAAUCUUGGUAAUCCAGGUGAAUUCACCAUGCUCGAGCUUGCUGAGGUGGUCCAAGAAACAAUUGACCCGAAUGCAAAGAUAGAGUUCAGACCCAACACAGAAGAUGACCCACACAAGAGGAAGCCUGAUAUCUCAAGAGCCAAAGAGCUACUUGGUUGGGAACCCAAGGUAUCCCUCCGAAAGGGUCUCCCUCUAAUGGUGUCAGACUUCCGGCAACGUAUCUUUGGUGAUCACAAGGAGGGCAGCAGCACCAACAAUGCAUCAUCAUCUUAAGGUGGCAUACAUUCUCACAGAAAGAUCAAUCAAAUAUAUUUGUUCAGCGGAAAAGAAAUCCCACUCAUUUCCCCAUUGAAACAAUAUAUAGUUAGCAGCAGCGGCAGCGGCAGCAAAUGAAGUCUCUUUAGAACAGAUUUGGGAGGUUUCCCUUUUUGACAUGUGUUUGCCAUCUUUGUAAUUUCCAUGUUUAUCCCUUUUAAGCUUAAUUGACAGUGAGAUUUGCAAAUCUAAAAAUUACAUUUUACCCUAUUUUUUCAAUGCAGCUGCUUAUGUUCGGCAGCCAAUCAUUCUAUUCUUUGCUUAUAUUAAUUUUGUCUCUUGCAACAAAUUGCUUCAGCCUUUUCGAUCAUUCCCUCGUUGGUUUCUUUCACUUUGACCUUUUUCUCAACGAUGGUGCGGCUGGUUCUACAAGACUUGACUCCUUUCCAUUUCCCGAGGGAUUCAAGAAAAAUUUUGGAAGAAUCUUAAUGUGACAGUGACACUAAGAAUGAAUGAAAAAAAGAUAAAAUGGAUCUUACAAGAACGAAGAAUCUUCUAAUAUGUUUCCAUGAAUUAAAGACAACUGAUAAAAUCUGCACAAAGACAUAAAUACGCAUCAAAGAUCACGUAGGAAGGUCCGACUUUGGGAAGGCUUUCGGA